Messenger RNA from Colletotrichum karsti, 1053 nucleotides. RefSeq lists its product as uncharacterized. Lineage: Eukaryota; Fungi; Ascomycota; Sordariomycetes; Glomerellales; Glomerellaceae. The transcript is spliced from 3 exons. The coding region runs from base 1 to 1053 and encodes 350 amino acids. The record is from RefSeq and is a predicted model, not a curated record.
AUGGCCGAAUCUCUCGCGGCGCUUGGCGUUGCCGCCAACAUUGUCCAGUUCCUGGAACUUGGGUUCAAAGUCACGAAAUCCAUCAUUGAGACGUACCGCAACAUCGACACCGAAGGCUUGGCGGCACGGCAUGUCGACCUCAGCUCCAUAACCACCAGCCUCAAAGACCGAUGUACCCAACUUCAAAGCGAUGCCGGGGUACGAGCGGAUGCCAUCACGAUGGAGCUUUUGCGUCGCUGUAUCAAAAUAGCAAAUGAACUGCUCUCGCAGCUUGAGAGUCUCACGAUUGCCGCCGGGAAACGCGAUCCAAGAUGGGCGAAAUUUGUCGUUUCCGUCAAAGCCAACUGGAAGAAGAGCGCCAUCGAAGGUCUUCACUCCAGAAUGAUGGAUGUUAAAACUGAAAUCUUUGGGAGACUUGAAGGACUUAUCCAAAACACGCGUGUAUCGAUGUCAACUUCGGAAAUGAUGCUGUCCUUGGGUGAAGCAUCCGCAGCCUGGAACGAUGCCACAAGACGGCGACUGGACGCCAUGGCCAAGGAGCUUAGAGACCUGCUCCACUCGGGAUCAGAAGUCCAUUCUGUUCAGAUGCUCUCGUUCGCAGGCUCCUUGUCAAGGUUUGCAGACGAAUCUAAAAAGCAAGGUGCCAUCAGGGACAUCCUUUUGUCUCUCAAGUUCACCCAGAUCAAGGAGAGACAGAAUGAGAUCUUGCAAGCCCACAAGGACACGUUCGAAUGGAUGUUUGACGAAUCUUCCAGGGUCAACUUCUGCUCUUGGCUUGAAAAGCCUAGUGGUGGCGUCUUCUGGAUCACUGGCAAACCUGGCUCGGGGAAGUCCACGUUAAUGAAGCUCAUUCUGAACCAUCCCAAGACCCUUCCGCUGGCACGCAAAUGGUCUGGAUCAAAACCUUUGGUCAUCGCCCGUCACUUCUUCUGGAGUGUUGGAAGUCGGCUCCAGAGGUCUCAAGAGGGGUUGCUCAGGACGUUGCUGUUCCAAAUCUUGGUGCAUUCUUUGACGAGCUUCCACGCCGCGUUCUGCUCCUUGUUGAUGGGCUAG